Rosa rugosa (rugosa rose) is the source of this 1345-nucleotide messenger RNA. RefSeq lists its product as uncharacterized. Gene Ontology annotation, biological process: cell wall organization. Gene Ontology annotation, molecular function: UDP-N-acetylmuramate dehydrogenase activity; FAD binding. NCBI's taxonomy places the organism in Eukaryota, Viridiplantae, Streptophyta, Magnoliopsida, Rosales, Rosaceae. The record is from RefSeq and is a predicted model, not a curated record. Gene Ontology annotation, cellular component: cytosol.
AUGGUAAGAGCAUAUGCGGGUAGACGCAGGCGAGUUUUCCCGAGUACACAUGGAAACAUCCCUCUAGAGAAUCUUGAUUCUGCUCUUCUUCUGAAUCCAAAGGAACAUGUUUACACUUUCCUUCGAGAGCAAGGAUUGAAGCAGGUAGCCACUCAUACACUGAGUCCUCCUUGCACAAUGUCAAUCUCUCUCUGUUACAACUCUCCUGGACUGUUGUUGCUACAUUCACCAAAAACCAGAGGCCCUUUUCACUCCAAUCAUAGCAGCAGCAAACAAGAGCAUGCCCAGAACCGGAACGAGUUGAAAUUUGUUCGAGGCAAGAAGCUGUUGAAACACCUCAGCACUUGGGGCAUUGGUGGCCCUUGUAAUCAUUUCAUCCAAGUAUUCGAUCAGACCCAGCUUGUUUCUGCUGUCAGAUACUGUGAUGAGCAUUCAAUCCGGUUCAUUGUCAUUGGCAAAGGCUCAAAUUGUUUGUUUGAUGAUUUGGGUUUUGAUGGUUGGGUUAUACUCAACCGAAUCGAGUUCUUGGAGAAGAAAGAACCCGGCGUGUACACCGUUGGAAGCGGUUUUCGUUUUAACAAGUUGGGGGUUAAGUGCUCCAAUGAAGGAUUUACAGGACUUGAGUUUGCAGGAGUGAUUCCUGGUUCUGUAGGAGGAGCUACUUAUAUGAAUGCUGGAGCAAAUGGGCAGGAGACCGCUGAUUCUGUACAUUGCGUAGAUAUUAUAACAAAGGAUGGAAAGUGUCAUAGACUUAGCAGGAGUUAUCUCAAUUUCGGGUAUCGGUCAUCUCCAUUUCAAGAUAUGCAAGAAUUGGCAGCUAUAAAUGCUGUUACAUUUAAACUGCAGCAAUCGGAAUUAGCAAAGCGAACACUAUAUGAGUACAUGGAAAGGAGAGUGUCCCAACCAGUUGAGGAACAAAGUGCUGGCUCGGUCUUUCGGAAUCCAUCUGAUAUGGGAGUCGCAGCAGCUGAGUUGAUAGACAAAGCUGGGUUGAAAGGUUUUAGAGUGGGAGGGGCAAUGGUAUCCAAAAUCCAUGCAAAUUUUUUCAUCAAUUGUGGUGGCUCAACCUCUCAAGACAUGCUUGAGCUCAUUGCCCGAGUGAAGGAAAAGGUUGAUCAGAAAUUUGCAGUACAACUUAAGGAAGAAGUAACGUAUAUCAAUCCACAUUAUGGUGAUGUGGACCCGGAUAAAGACAGAUGACUAGUCAAUGUAUUUGGAUCAUUUAGUGAAGAAAAUGUGAGAUCAUUGCUUGGAAAGACAUAACCUAUUUGUAAUUUGCUGGUAAAACAUAAAGAAUAUUCAUUCAAAACAAAAUCUUGGUGCAACUUCAUUACUCUUCAAAUUC